AUGAAUGACGGAGAUGUUUCGAGGCAGAUCCAGCAGAUGGUGAGAUUCAUCCGCCAAGAAGCGGAGGAGAAGGCGAACGAGAUCUCGGUCUCCGCUGAAGAAGAAUUCAACAUCGAGAAACUGCAGCUAGUUGAGGCGGAGAAGAAGAAGAUCAGGCAGGACUAUGAGAAGAAGGAGAAGCAAGCUGAUGUGCGCAAGAAGAUAUUCAAUCUUGAACUGUUGCUGCAGUGUUUGCUUCGGUUGAAAGAACCUUCUGUGUUGUUGCGUUGUCGUGAAGAUGACUUGGGUUUAGUUGAAUCCAUUCUUGAUGACGCAAAGGAGGAGUAUGCUGGUAAAGCAAAGGUUCAUGCCCCAGAGGUUUCCGUGGACACAACAAUAUUCCUUCCCGGUCCUCCUAAGUCUCAUGAUCCACAUGGUCUCCACUGCUCUGGAGGUGUUGUGUUAGCUUCUCGUGAUGGGAAGAUUGUGUGCGAGAACACUCUCGAUGCACGUCUUGAUGUGGCAUUCCGUAUGAAACUUCCAGUGAUCCGUAGGUCGUUGUUCGGCCAAGUUACUGCCUAA
Molecule: messenger RNA, 561 nt
Organism: Thlaspi arvense
Lineage: Eukaryota; Viridiplantae; Streptophyta; Magnoliopsida; Brassicales; Brassicaceae
Source: the annotation of a GenBank genome assembly